Messenger RNA from Pelobates cultripes (western spadefoot toad), 1537 nucleotides. The record is from the annotation of a GenBank genome assembly. Lineage: Eukaryota; Metazoa; Chordata; Amphibia; Anura; Pelobatidae.
AUGUUAUACCGCAAACCUCGUACCCCAAAACUAAAAGAACUGACUCAAACCGUGAACUAUAGCAGGCCCCUGGCACACUACACCAGGCUCCAGCCACCUCACUCCUACACCUUCCCACCUCACACCAGAGAGACACAACAGCGAAGAGUAAUUCGCAGACAGAGCUACAGAGGACGUACAGAAAGAUCGAGCUGGGCCUGAUACCAAGACAUUUACCCACAUGCCACUCCUCGGAGACUUGCAUGGACCAGGUUGUAUACUCAUAUUAUUGCUGUUGGCUUAUGAUGUAUUAUUGUACGUUGACCGUAGUACCACAAGCUGACCAAGGUUACCUGACUACACGAAGUAAGCAGUGGGACAGUGGUUGACCAUUGCCACUGCACUCACACUGGGCCACACUCAGAGGUACAAAAAAAAACUAUUUUAUGCUUGGAAAACCACUCCACCCUGGAACCUGGCUCCUUCCCUUCCCCCAUGCCACAGCACAUUACACAACACCUAAACUCAAGCUCAAGCAUCGACUGAACAUACCAAACACAAGUGCCUGCUUGCCCACCAACACAUGCACGCCGUACACCAACACUACAGCACAUACACCUCCACAGUCAGACAGGCUGCAACACUACUAAUGCACCUCACUGAGGACCCAGCAUUACACCUACACCACCACAAAUAACAUGAUUCAGAAUUCCUGUACAUAGUUAACUCCGGAAACAUAGAUUAUGCAGACAGGGGAUACCCACGCCCCCUUGACAUCUCUGGCAGAGUGUAAGACCAGAGUUUUUGUUCAUAUUUAUUUAUAUUUGUUUAUGUUUAUAAUUAUUUUCUGACUAUUAACGCUGCCUUCUCCUUUUGCUGAAAAGGUCCACUACCAAAUGUUAUAGCAGAGAAGGUUGCCCCACGAAAACACAUUGGCAGCGUCCCGCGACCCAGACAGAGGUGUCCCACCAGUAAAGAGAGGGAAUCAGCUCACACGACGAAGUAGGUGUCCACACAAACCCAUAACUACACCCAUAGUGUCCCAACCAUAAAUGGCCUUAAAAAUCUUUCCCUCAACACCAAGGGACUAACCACCCCAAAUAAGCGCAGGCUACUGUUAAGAGACCUGAAAUCACGCAAAACCGACAUUGCCCUUAUACAAGAGACCCACAUCCCUAAGACAGUGUCAAUAAAUCUGAAAGAUAGACAAUUCCCCCAGAUCCACGAAGCAAGAGCGUUACACAAACGCGCGGGAGUGGCAAUAUUAGUACACAAACAUUGCCCACUCCAAGUGACAGGGAUACAAGCUGGCCCAGAGGGCCACUAUAUCGCCAUAUCAGGCACGAUACACAGCACAAAAAUUAGGAUCAUCAAUGUGUAUGCCCCCAACGUCCCAGCCCCAACAUACUGGGACGACCUCACGACAAUAAUCAACGCAGACGGGGGAGGGAUAACAUUAGUGGGGGGCGACUUUAACGCUGUAUCAAUACCAGCCAUUGACCGAAGCACGAAAACAGGCUCACCUAGGUUCCAUUGGAGAGGGGCACAAGAUAAAUAA